Messenger RNA from Neurospora tetrasperma FGSC 2508, 1611 nucleotides. Its product is annotated as Serine/threonine-protein phosphatase PP1. The record is from RefSeq and is a predicted model, not a curated record. Bases 243 to 1169 code for a protein of 308 amino acids. The transcript has 6 exons. NCBI's taxonomy places the organism in Eukaryota, Fungi, Ascomycota, Sordariomycetes, Sordariales, Sordariaceae. Gene Ontology annotation, molecular function: protein serine/threonine phosphatase activity. Gene Ontology annotation, cellular component: cytoplasm; nucleus.
CACCGCUUGCUGUAUUCCCAAGGAGAACGCGUUCGCCUCUCCAAAAACCCCCAACAAUCGCUUCUUGCUGGGAUCGCUUCUGAGCUCGUUUAGCUUUGCAGAAGUGCAUCUACCCAGUUUCCUACUCCUUACGCGUGCCGCUCUUUUAGACCUGUCCCAUCCGACUAGCUGGGGUUUGUCGGUCGUUACCGUGACUUCGAAAACCUGUGCGCGGUAUCUCUCCGGUUGGUGAGGAUUUUGCAAUGGCGGACCAUACCGAAGUCGACCUCGACUCUAUAAUCGACCGCCUCUUGGAGGUGCGGGGCAGCCGGCCUGGUAAGCAGGUGCAGCUGCUGGAAGCCGAGAUUCGCUAUCUCUGCACCAAGGCCCGUGAAAUCUUCAUUUCCCAGCCCAUCCUGCUUGAGCUCGAGGCUCCUAUCAAGAUUUGCGGCGAUAUCCACGGUCAAUACUAUGAUCUCCUCCGCCUCUUCGAGUACGGUGGCUUCCCUCCUGAGGCCAACUACCUCUUCCUAGGUGACUACGUCGAUCGUGGCAAGCAGUCCCUGGAGACCAUCUGCCUGCUCCUCGCCUACAAGAUCAAGUACCCCGAGAACUUCUUCAUCCUUCGUGGCAACCACGAGUGCGCGUCCAUCAACCGUAUCUAUGGUUUCUACGACGAGUGCAAGCGGAGGUACAACAUCAAGCUUUGGAAGACCUUCACCGACUGCUUCAACUGCCUACCGAUCGCUGCCAUUAUCGACGAGAAGAUUUUCACUAUGCACGGUGGUUUGAGCCCGGAUCUUAACUCAAUGGAGCAGAUCCGCCGAGUCAUGCGACCAACUGACAUUCCUGACUGCGGUCUUCUUUGCGAUCUCCUGUGGUCGGAUCCCGAUAAGGACAUUACUGGCUGGAGCGAAAACGAUCGUGGUGUUUCCUUCACAUUCGGUCCGGAUGUCGUUUCUCGCUUCCUCCAAAAACACGACAUGGAUUUGAUCUGCCGUGCUCACCAGGUUGUUGAGGACGGAUAUGAGUUCUUCUCGAAGCGCCAGCUCGUUACUUUGUUUAGUGCCCCCAACUACUGCGGCGAAUUCGACAACGCUGGUGCUAUGAUGAGCGUCGACGAAAGUUUGCUCUGCUCUUUCCAGAUUCUCAAGCCCGCAGAGAAGAAACAGAAGUUCGGCCGCCGAUAAACGUCUGAUACUUUCGCCCGCCCGCAACGAACAUGAGUAUCUUACCGUCAGCUUGUCUACCGCCGCCGUGUUUCUUGAUCGCCAGGGCUCCCAGCCAUCAUCCCGUCUGCCGUCUGUUCCGACCACUUCUUUUGGGGAGGUCCUCGCCCCUCUUGCCGCGCCAACGAAACGAAAGCCACGUCUGCCCGUCCUGUCUCUCCAUCCGUCCGGUAUCCACACAACUCGAGAGGGUAGGAAGGAAAGGGAAUCUUUUUAUAUCUCGGGGGAUGAAUAACGAACGACCUUUUCUUUUUCUUGUCUGGUCACUACUCCUGCUAGGAAAGGUAUAGAUAAGCAGUGUGUGUCUUGGGGGGAAACUAGUUGUUUUGUGUCGCUUUUCGCCAAAGGCAUAUGUCAUUCCGUCAUGGGAGAGUGUAUUGAAAAUUUGUCCGUUUACAUCCGC